AUGACCGUCCACAUCCCCGACGACUUCGACACGGUCUCCGACGCUGUCGACCAAGUGAACAUCCUGAAGGGGAAGCUGUGGGACGAAACGGCCGCGUUUGACGAGGAGAAGGACAAGAGCAAGUUCCGGCAGUACGACGACGCCUGCGAUCGCGUCAAACGCUUUUACAAGGAGCAACACGAGAAGCAGACGAUGGAGUUCAACAUCCGAAUGCGUGUCAACAUGCGCCAGAAGGUGCGGGCACGGAUGGGCAUAUGGGAGGCUAUGGAGAUGCUAAACACACUCGUGGACGACUCGGAUCCUGACACUGAGCUCUCACAAAUUGAGCAUCUGCUCCAGACAGCCGAGGCCAUCCGCCGCGACGGGAAGCCUGAAUGGAUGCAGGUGACCGGGCUCGUCCACGACCUCGGAAAGCUGCUGUAUCUGUUCGGCUCGGAAGGCCAAUGGGAUGUCGUCGGUGAUACCUUCGUCGUCGGUUGCGCCUUCUCAGACAAGAUUGUCCUUCACGAAUCGUUUGUCAACAAUCCCGACUCGCGGGACGAGGUAUAUUCGAGUGAAUACGGCGUCUACAAGCCGCAUUGUGGUCUGGAUAAUGUCAUGCUGUCCUGGGGCCAUGACGAGUAUUUGUACCACAUCCUCAAGGAGCAGUCGUCGCUCCCGGAGGAAGGCCUUUGGAUGAUCCGCUACCACAGCUUCUACCCUUGGCACCGGGAAGGGGCGUAUUCCCAUCUGACGAACGCCAACGACGACCGCGCGCUUGCCGCUGUCCGGGCCUUCAACCCAUACGACCUCUACAGCAAAAGCGACGGUGCUCCUUCCGCAGAGGCGCUCAAACCGUAUUACCAGGGGCUGAUUGAAAAGUACUUUAAUAAAGUUAUAGAGUGGUGA
Messenger RNA from Mycena indigotica, 888 nucleotides. RefSeq lists its product as uncharacterized. The record is from RefSeq and is a predicted model, not a curated record. Lineage: Eukaryota; Fungi; Basidiomycota; Agaricomycetes; Agaricales; Mycenaceae. Gene Ontology annotation, biological process: inositol catabolic process. The coding region runs from base 1 to 888 and encodes 295 amino acids. Gene Ontology annotation, molecular function: iron ion binding; inositol oxygenase activity. The transcript has 9 exons. Gene Ontology annotation, cellular component: cytoplasm.